Messenger RNA from Panicum virgatum (switchgrass), 1814 nucleotides. RefSeq lists its product as uncharacterized. Lineage: Eukaryota; Viridiplantae; Streptophyta; Magnoliopsida; Poales; Poaceae. Bases 334 to 912 code for a protein of 192 amino acids. The transcript is spliced from 4 exons. Gene Ontology annotation, molecular function: metal ion binding. The record is from RefSeq and is a predicted model, not a curated record.
CCUUAAUCCCUUCGCCCGUAAGCCGAUCGCAAGACGAGCCCUACCACUUAUCGAGCAGGCACUGCUGGUACCUCGUAGGGGUAGGUCUAGUCACUGACCUACUCCUCGCGUACGGCGUACCAGCCUCUCGCUGAUCUCUUGCCGCAGAGCCCAGAGGUGGCGCCCAUGGCCGCUGCACCCCGCCUUCAUUUGCCUUGCGCAUAAGUGGCUAGCUAGAUCUUCUCCCAUCCACGUUAAGAGAUCGUCGACGCCUUUGCCUGCCUUGCUUGUAUAUAGAUAGUAGUAGAGCGUGGGAGCGGGAGGGGUUAGGAAGAAGUGAAGGGCACGGCGGCGAUGAGGCGGCGGCGGCUGCGCAUCGGCAGGGUCCUGGACUGCUUCUCCUCCUCCCUGCAGUGCGCGGGAGGCUGCGUGUGCGUCCGCGCGCUGGACGACGAGGAGGACGCGGCCGUCGAGAGGGAGGCGCUGGUGGCGAGCGGUCGCCGCCGGCAGCAGCUGCAAGACCAGGUGCUGCGGCUCAGGGACCUCGUCGACGGUACCAGGACGCUCGGCUUCCACCUGCAGCCCAAGACGGUAGAGCUGAGGGUGUCCAUGCACUGCAACGGCUGCGCCAAGAAGGUUCACAAGCACAUCUCCAAGAUGGAAGUCGCUUUAGUUGCCAGUCAAACCGAACUGAGCUCCAGGUUCAUGCCAAAGUUAUGCUAUUCUCGUCACUUGUCAGGUAACAAAACCACAGUCCCUUUUCGGUGUGCACAUGUCCCCUCUCCCUUGUUUUCUCUGAGCCUGCUGCCAUUUUAUUUGCAUUGGAACAGCCAAAUUUCUUCACCCAUUUCGAACCAAUGCAAGACCAUACCUUUCGUCCCUGCAGACCAUACCUCAUCCCAUGUCUUCUAUUCGUCUCCAACUGCUGCAUAAACGGUGUAGGCUGCAGACAUCUUUCUUCUUCCGUGAUGUCCACUGGGGAAAAAACCCGUACCAGUCGAGGCUGAUGACGCACGGUAUCUGGUACGGCGAGUCGGGCGACCAUCGAGCCCGGUUUCCGCAUCACUGUACCAUCCAGUACCAACGCUGCUGGCCGCUGCUCCCGCGAAGUCACAGGGUCACCAGUUCGUGGUCUCGUCAGCGAUAAAAUCGCGUCGCGUGCUCGCCAUUGCCCAUUGGCCAUCGGUCGAUUGGGGUUGGGGACGGGGCCCCAAGCGCUCACUGCAACUCUCGCCUCGUCGCCGCUCGCUGAUCUGUCAAUGGCACUGUAGCGCGCGGUAGCCCCCUUGCCCUGUUCCCCCGCGACGCCGCGAGGCACAUGCUCGUCCUGCCUCCUGCGCACAUGUCUGAAUCUGAAUUGCCUCGCAGCAUCACACAUCCACUGCCCCCAUUUGCCAAAAGAUAUUCUUCAGAGCGCAGCGCACCCUGUUAAGGAAAAAUAUUCUGUGCGCACGGGGCUAGGUGCACAAAGUCCAACUCGUUGGCACCUGUAAAGAUAACCGAGGAUCAUCACAGUGGCUAACUAGCGAUUUUGGAGUCCUAAAUACUACCGGCCUACCGAUCACCUAUGGAGGGGGGCGCGCGUAGCGUGUGCACAGAGGUUCACUUUUCAGAUGGUAGCUGGGGUUUGUAUCUUUUUAACAGGACGUAGUGGCCGCGUGAGUACUGUGCAAGGAAGCGCACUUUCGAAUCACGCACAUGAAUUCAAGGACUAUUGGACAACACUCAUUAAUUCAAAUAAUAUGGCAAACUCAUUAAUUUGUAUAUCCAACCAAAAAAAAGCACACCCUAGAUGGUUUCGGGGCCUCCCGUCAGAAAGCUUUUGGAUUUUGGUC